CCCCGCUCCUUUUCCGACGUAAAAAGGCAGUUCCAGCUGCACAAAACUAUUGUUGAAAAAAACUUCAUUGUGAUUUGUGAAGCGUGAAAAUGGUGAUAUUACAUCACAUGUCUUGCACAAGCCCACUUGGCUCGGCGGCUUUCUUGCUAAUCCCCGGGAGUGGAGGCAGUGCCAUUUCACAUUCCUCAACUUCUUGCAUCCGUUAAAGUUGCCUUCUUUCUCUUAAAAUCUGCCUCCAAGUUAAGUCAAACCCAUCGGGCCUUGAUCCAGUAUGUUCUGCAAUUCAGAAACCAAAACAAAAACAGCAGCAAUGCAGCUCUACAGCCCCCUUUUCUUUCCCUUUUUUAAGAGACUGGCUCUUGGGAUAUGGUUGGUUUGGCUGCUUGGGAUUUUCUUGAUAGGUGUUAGCUUUUAUGCUACUCAGAUGUUGUCUUUUUCUGUUAAGGAUCAGUUAAAGAAGCCAAAGCUUUUUGGCAAUGGAUUUAGUGAUUCCUCUGGUCCCACGAUCACCAUAUUUGCUGCACCAAGACCUUUUGAGGGUUCAUUUGGAGAAAGACAGGGUCUCGCUAUCAGAUCAUGGCUAGGUCUAUCACCUGAUAUUGACGUUGUGCUCUUUAGCCAAGAUCCUUCUGCUGUCUUUUUUGCAACAGCCUUUGGUUCCAGGGUAUCAGUUGAGCCCAAUAUCGAUUUCACGUUCCUUGGGACGCCGUUUUUUCAUUCAAUGGUGGCCAAAGCACAGACAUCGAACUCAGAUGUUUCUGUGCUGAUUGAUCCAGAACUAAUUCUCUUUCCUGAUUUCAUUUCCACUUUGAGAUUUGCUCACAAACUUGAUCACGACUGGUUACUUAUUGCUUCAUCACAAAACUUGUCCUACUCUCCAGUUCGCUGGGGUGCGGACUGGAAGAAGUCAGUAGCCGAUGAAGGGAAGAAACUAACAAGCCAAACGGGGUUUUUGGCUCAGAAAUUGCAGAGGGAAUUGUGUGAAAGAAGAAUGCUAAUGGCAUGGAACAAUUGCAAUCUUCCGCUGCAUAAUGGAGUCUUGCCUCCUUUUUUGUACAGAAAGGGGAUUCACCAUCACUGGUUAUUAACUGAAGCCUUGUCGUCUGAUUAUAGGUUGAUUAUUGAUGCCACUUGGACCUUUUCAAAUACCUAUGUGAAUGAUAUAAACCACGUGUACUAUGAAUUAAUGGAAGCUUCCAACCAUUCAGAUAUUGAAAAGAGGAAUUGGGAGUUCAUGGGAAACAUUCACCUGGGGAAGCUUUAUGGGUCAUUUUCUUUUCACGAAGCUAAUUAUUCAAACUUGUUUAGAAUUUCUAAAUGUGGUGGGAACUAUCUUUUGAUAAACUCAGAACAAGAUGUUGCUUUUUCUCUGGGAGACCCGGUAUCAUUUAGUUUACGAAAUCAAGGUAUUUCUGGACCAUUAACAGAAAAGAAAAUUCUGAAUUGUCUUAAUGUAAUGAAGUCACGUCAAGGGGUUGAAAACUGUUCUCAGAAGGACCAGCUGCAGAGUUCUGACUCAAUUUCUCUUCCAUUCUCCUUAGAACAACUUCUUUCAAUGCGUGCAGACCAGAAUAAGACAAUUGUGCUAGCGGUUGCUGGAUAUAGUUAUAAGGACAUGCUAAUGAGCUGGGUCUGCAGACUACGCCACCUCCAGAUUUCAAACUUUUUGGUCUGUGCUAUUGACCAUGAAAUUUAUGAGUUUGCGGUUCUGCAGGGCAUACCAGUUCUUGAGUAUGCAGAUAUUCCAGCAAAUGUCAGUUUUGACGACUGCCAUUUUGGAACAGAAUGCUUUCAGAAAGUAACCAAAGUCAAGUCGAGGAUGGUCUUGCAGAUAUUAAAGCUGGGUUAUAAUGUACUAUUGAGUGAUGUUGAUGUGUAUUGGUUCAAAAACCCCUUGCCUUUGCUUAGUUCCUUUGGUCGUGCAACUCUGGUCGCACAGUCCGAUGAGUAUAACAUAACAGGACCAAUUAACUUACCACGACGCCUCAACUCUGGUUUCUAUUACGUUCAGUCAGAUGAUACAACAAUUGCAGCAUUGCAGAAAGUCGUGCAACACGCAUCAACUUCUAAUCUCUCAGAGCAACCUAGCUUCUAUGACACCUUAUGUGGUGAAGGUGGUUUCCAUCGUCUAGGUGAUGACAGAUGCUUAGAACCGGAAACAAAUAUGACUGUUCAUUUCUUGGAUAGAGAUCUUUUUCCAAAUGGUGCAUACCAAAAUCUGUGGGAGGAAAGAAAUGUCAGUGAAACCUGUAUGAAGAGGGGGUGUUUUGUUAUCCAUAAUAAUUGGAUUAGUGGGAGAAGGAAAAAGUUAGAACGCCAGGUGUUAUCAGGACUUUGGGAGUAUGAUGUUGGUACAAGAAUGUGUCUGCAAAAUUGGCACAGGACCACGAGGUUGACAAGCUAUUUUUAAACGAAGGUGGAUACUUGGUUUAUCUUCAUUUGAAGCUUUGAUAUUCACGUGGAGGAGAAUACAAGGAGGAAUUUGAUUGUCCGUAUAUACUUCCUUAAAGCUCUUGGAUUUGCCGCGGAUGUAAUUUGGGAAAAUGAUAAAAAUGCAAUAGACUGCCAUGAGACAAAGCCGGCAUUGACAAAGUUUAAUUACAUUGAAACUCCUGAUAAUCAAAUUCUCAUAGCCAUCGGACCAUAAUGCUAGCUAUUUCAAGGUGGGGACUUCUGGUUGCCAUCAAUGCUGAAGAGGUGGGCUCUUAAGUUUGGAUUAAUCAGGUACAAAGAGAAAGAAUCCAAAAGCAAUAAGGAACUAAGAGUUGCCAAUAUUUCACUUGAAUUAAGCAUACAAUUUAAGGAUACCACUGUCAGGAUAGUUCAUGCAGGUGGCCGGGAAGAGCGGUAUCAACAUCCAAUUCCUGCAUCUCUGUUAAUGGAGGAGCAUCCUGGGAUGUGCGUUGCCAGACCAGAUAUCUUCAAGCGGCCACAUGAAUCUGUUCUCUCUGCAGAUGAUUUUUUGUUGCCUGGGCAGAAGUACUACAUGGUACCCUGCACUACUGUUCGCAAAUUGAAACGUAGACACUUGCAGAAAGGGAAUGUCAAAAAACUCAAGGGAAGUGAGCAGCCACUGUUGUUGAUAAAGGAUGUUGCAGAUGUAGGAGCUGAGUGUUCAGAAGAAUUUGUUUGUUCUGCGAAGGACUUUUAUGUUUCCAAUGAUAGGCGGUCCAGUUGUUUGCUAAGAAGAACCUUCGAAGAGAAGAAGUCGUUCGUACCACCAAUCCAGAAGCCAAAACCAUGGAAGGAACUAGAGUGGGAGCCCAGCCUCACGUCUAUAGAGGAAAUUUCUCCAUGAAUUUGUCUUGCUUCUGAUUCUGGUGGUCACGUACUAGAGAAACUGUAUCUGGACUUUGCGUGCGCUCAGAUGCUUAUCAUGUUUCCUUGGAAAGAGAUCCUCGAAAUCCUUUUGUACUCUGCCUUGCCUUCCUUGGUCUUGUUCUAGAUUAAAAGUAUCUUUGUAAUACAAGGUGUAUCUCCUUCUAUGCUCUCCAUUCACCAAAUUUGCAUGUUUGUACUGAAUGAGGGUGAGGCAAAAAACAUGUUGUGAACAUCUUUGGUCAGUAAAAGGGAACUUUGUCUUUUCGUUUUGGCAUUAA
Molecule: messenger RNA, 3599 nt
Organism: Coffea arabica (coffee)
Lineage: Eukaryota; Viridiplantae; Streptophyta; Magnoliopsida; Gentianales; Rubiaceae
Product: beta-arabinofuranosyltransferase RAY1
Molecular function (GO): glycosyltransferase activity
Source: RefSeq, a predicted model, not a curated record